This is a messenger RNA of Filobasidium floriforme, 207 nucleotides long. RefSeq lists its product as uncharacterized. Gene Ontology annotation, biological process: positive regulation of transcription by RNA polymerase II. Gene Ontology annotation, cellular component: nucleus. The transcript is spliced from 2 exons. The annotation marks the transcript as partial. The record is from RefSeq and is a predicted model, not a curated record. Lineage: Eukaryota; Fungi; Basidiomycota; Tremellomycetes; Filobasidiales; Filobasidiaceae.
CACCUAUGUCAAGAUCAUAUCGGCAGGAAGUCGACCAACAACUUGUGCUUGACGUGUCAUUGGGAAGGAUGCGGCGUGGUCUGUGCGAAACGAGAUCACAUCACAAGUCACUUGCGAGUUCACACGCCGUUGAAACCUCAUCGAUGUGUCAUCUGCAAGAAAUCCUUCAAACGACCUCAGGAUCUGAAAAAGCACGAAAAGAUUCAU